Oldenlandia corymbosa var. corymbosa is the source of this 930-nucleotide messenger RNA. NCBI's taxonomy places the organism in Eukaryota, Viridiplantae, Streptophyta, Magnoliopsida, Gentianales, Rubiaceae. The record is from the annotation of a GenBank genome assembly.
AUGAAGUGCAAUGAAAACGUAUUGGAGUUUGGAACCGUGAUGAAUAAAGUGCCUCAAGACAUAGAUCAUCCGAUAGGCUGGAAAUUGAAGGAUAUCAGGAACAGAGUCUCCACAAUUGAGAUGGCUUGGAUGAGCGAGAAGAAAUUGGGAAGGGGAAUCGUGAGGAGAUGUCAGCUACAGAUCAAGUGGACUUACCCGCCGGAGAGUUGGGUGAAAGUAAACACCGAUGGGUCUUACGACCCGGAAACGGGGGAGACAAGAGCAGGGGGUCUAGUAAGAACUGAGCUGGGCGGUUGGAUUAGGGGAUUCACAAUGCGGAUUGGGUUUACUUCCAUAACGGGGGCGGAGCUUUGGGGGAUAUGGCAAGGGCUUGCUGUGGCAUGGGAUUUGGGGGAGAAGAAAGUGAUUGCCGAGACGGAUAGUACUGCGGCGGGUAGCAGGACGGCGGUGGACACGCUUGAAUAUCUUGUCCCUGAAGUUCUCAAACUCGCCGGUAAUGUCUACCGUGAUCAUGGGUCUACACAAAUUACUCCAAAUUACAUUAAUCUUGCAAUUCGCACUGACGAAGAGUUUAAUCAACUCCUUCCCAACGUCAUUAUUCUGGGAGGGGGUACAAUACCGCAUAUCCACCCUGCUUUACUGAGGGAGGCGGCAGCCGGACCAAAGGUGGCGGAUACGGGUGGAGUGCAAGCCACAAAUCAACAAGCGGCGGAGAAUGUACAAGACAAACAUGGUGCAGAGGAGGUUCAACCUCAAGAACCAGAAGCCAAGAAUGUUCAAGAACCCGUAGCGGUCGUCGUUCAAGAAAAACAGGGGGAAGAUGAAGAGGAGGAGAACGUUCAAGAUGAGGAGGAGGACGAUGAUGGAAAUGGGAGUGGAGAGGAUAACGAUGAUGACAAUGGAGAUGAUCUGAUAAUGGUGGUGGGAUGA